Drosophila bipectinata is the source of this 4469-nucleotide messenger RNA. RefSeq names its product Mucin 11A (gene Muc11A). NCBI's taxonomy places the organism in Eukaryota, Metazoa, Arthropoda, Insecta, Diptera, Drosophilidae. Gene Ontology annotation, biological process: cellular response to hormone stimulus; positive regulation of transcription by RNA polymerase II. Gene Ontology annotation, molecular function: nuclear receptor binding; chitin binding. Gene Ontology annotation, cellular component: extracellular region; nucleus. The record is from RefSeq and is a predicted model, not a curated record.
UUCAUUCGAACCGAAAACACAUCCCCAACGACGACGAUGACAACGAACCGAUCCACCAGAUUUCUGGUGUUGCUAGUGCUUACCUCUUUGGUGGCAAGAAACCAGGUGAAUGCCGCUGCCGCAGGACUCAAGUGCGGCGGCAAGAGCGCCGUGUGUGUGGGACCUCUCUCCUACCAGGAUUGCCUCGACGAUGUGACCGUCGGCCCGGUGGUGGCCUGCCCGCUCAACACCCGCUGCGUCACCGACGGUCUGGAGAUCUGUGUGGCCGUCAAGUCGGCGGCUGUGGAGGCUCCCACGGCGGCUGUCGCCAAGAUGGUGACCAUCACCGACAGUCCGGUCAGCGAGUCCGCUUCGCUCGUGGAGAGCAAUCCCAUUCCCAACGAGAGCUCCACCGAAGGACCCGGCAUCGCUUCCAGUGCUGCCCCUGCUGAGAACACGUUGGCGCCCGUUGAGACUACUGCUCCUGUGAAGGAAACUACCACCACUGGCGCUGACGGAGCUGUCGAGACAGAGUCCACUGCCCCCAGCCAGGACGUCACCACCACGCAGGCUCCCGGAGAAACCACUCUGGCACCCGGAUCGGAGGACACCACCCCACCCACCGACCCCAACGCUCCCCUCGAUCCCGAAACUACCACCGCCGCCCCAGGAGAAGUUGACCCCAAUGCUCCUCUUGAUCCCAACGCUCCUCUUGAUCCCAAUGCUCCUCUUGAUCCCAACGCUCCUGCAGCCACUACGACAGCACCAGGAGAAGUCGAUCCCAAUGCUCCAAUCGAUCCAAACUCCCCUCUGGACCCCAACGCACCGGAAGGAUCUACUAAUGAACCUGGCCUAGUCGACCCGAGCGCACCUGAAGUAACCACUCCCGCUCCUGGAACUCCUGCUGACCCCAACAGUCCCGCCGAAACAACCGAUGCCCCUGGAACUCCUGCCGAUCCUAACGCCCCCGUUGAAACUACCGCUGCUCCUGGAGAACCUGCCGAUCCCAACGUUCCUGCAGGACCAACCGCAGCUCCUGGAGAACCCGCUGACCCGAAUGCUCCUGCUGGAUCUACCGCUGCUCCUGGAGAACCCGCCGACCCGAAUGCUCCUGCUGGAUCAACCGCUGCUCCUGGGGAACCCGCCGACCCGAAUGCUCCUGCUGGAUCUACCGCUGCCCCUGGAGAACCCGCUGACCCGAAUGCUCCUGCUGGAUCAACCGCUGCUCCUGGGGAGCCCGCUGACCCUAAUGCUCCUGCUGGAUCUACCGCUGCUCCUGGAGAACCCGCUGACCCGAAUGCUCCUGCUGGAUCAACCGCUGCUCCUGGGGAGCCCGCUGACCCUAAUGCUCCUGCUGGAUCUACCGCUGCCCCUGGAGAACCCGCUGACCCGAAUGCUCCUGCUGGAUCUACCGCUGCCCCUGGGGAACCCGCUGACCCGAAUGCUCCUGCUGGAUCUACCGCUGCUCCUGGAGAACCCGCUGACCCGAAUGCUCCUGCUGGAUCUACCGCUGCCCCUGGAGAACCCGCUGACCCUAAUGCUCCUGCUGGAUCUACCGCUGCCCCUGGAGAACCCGCUGACCCGAAUGCUCCUGCUGGAUCAACCGCUGCUCCUGGGGAGCCCGCUGACCCUAAUGCUCCUGCUGGAUCUACCGCUGCUCCUGGAGAACCCGCUGACCCGAAUGCUCCUGCUGGAUCAACCGCUGCUCCUGGGGAACCCGCUGACCCGAAUGCUCCUGCUGGAUCUACCGCUGCUCCUGGGGAACCCGCUGACCCAAAUGCUCCUGCUGGAUCUACCGCUGCUCCUGGGGAGCCCGCUGACCCAAAUGCUCCUGCUGGUUCUACCGCUGCUCCUGGAGCUCCUGUUGAUCCCAACGCUCCUGCUGGUUCUACCGCUGCUCCUGGAGCUCCUGUUGAUCCCAACGCUCCUGCUGGUUCUACCGCUGCUCCUGGAGCUCCUGUUGAUCCCAACGCUCCUGCUGGCUCUACCGCUGCUCCUGGAACUCCUGUUGAUCCCAACGCUCCUGCUGGUUCUACCGCUGCUCCUGGAGCUCCUGUUGAUCCCAACGCUCCUGCUGGCUCCACCGCUGCUCCUGGAGCUCCUGUUGAUCCCAACGCUCCUGCUGGUUCUACCGCUGCUCCUGGAACUCCUGUUGACCCCAACGCUCCUGCUGGUUCUACCGCUGCUCCUGGAGCUCCUGUUGACCCCAACGCUCCUGCUGGUUCUACCGCUGCUCCUGGAACUCCUGUUGAUCCCAACGCUCCUGCUGGUUCUACCGCGGCACCUGGAGCUCCUGUUGAUCCCAACGCUCCUGCUGGUUCUACCGCUGCUCCUGGAGCUCCUGUUGAUCCCAACGCUCCUGCUGGCUCUACCGCUGCUCCUGGAACUCCUGUUGAUCCCAACGCUCCUGCUGGUUCUACCGCGGCACCUGGAGCUCCUGUUGACCCCAACGCUCCUGCUGGUUCUACCGCUGCUCCUGGAGCUCCUGUUGAUCCCAACGCUCCUGCUGGCUCUACCGCUGCUCCUGGAACUCCUGUUGAUCCCAACGCUCCUGCUGGUUCUACCGCGGCACCUGGAGCUCCUGUUGACCCCAACGCUCCUGCUGGUUCUACCGCUGCUCCUGGAACUCCUGUUGAUCCCAACGCUCCUGCUGGUUCUACCGCUGCUCCUGGAGCUCCUGUUGAUCCCAACGCUCCUGCUGGCUCUACCGCUGCUCCUGGAACUCCUGUUGAUCCCAACGCUCCUGCUGGCUCUACCGCUGCUCCUGGAACUCCUGUUGAUCCCAACGCUCCUGCUGGCUCCACCGCUGCUCCUGGAGCUCCUGUUGAUCCCAACGCUCCUGCUGGUUCUACCGCUGCUCCUGGUGCUCCUGUUGACCCCAACAUUCCCGCAGGAGGUACCCCUGCUGAUCCCAACAUCCCUGCUGGUGGUGCACCAGGCUCUUCUGCCGGAGGUGCCCCAGGAUCUGCUGCUGGUGGUGCUCCAGGCUCAUCUUCUGGCGCUGCUGCUGGUGGUGCUCCAGGCUCUUCGGGAUCUCCAGCUGGUGGUGCUCCAGGCUCUUCAUCUGGUGCCGCUGCAGGAUCACCUGCUGGUGGUGCCCCAGGAUCUGCUGCUGGUGGUGCUCCAGGCUCAUCUUCUGACGCUGCUGCUGGUGGUACUCCAGGCUCUUCUGGAUCUCCAGCUGGUGGUGCUCCAGGCUCUUCAUCUGGUGCCGCUGCUGGAUCCCCUGCUGGUGGUGCUCCAGGUUCUUCUGGAUCUGCUGCUGGAGGUGCCCCAGGUUCUUCAUCUGGUGCCGCGGCUGGAUCUCCCGCUGGUGGUGCCCCAGGCUCUUCGUCUGGAUCGCCUGCGGACCCAAAUGCUCCGCUUAACCCACCAACUGGUUCGGUCAUUCCAUCGAUUCCUACCCUGCCUGGCGGAUCUGGUUCUUGGAAUUGGCAGCAACGACCUAACGCACCCUUCGUGCCACCGUUCUGGAGACCUCAUCUCCCGGGACAGAAUGGAGAGGCCGCCGGCUCGAAUGCUGCUGGAAAUGGUGCCGUCAAUCCCGUGGCACCCCACCGCCCUCUUCCCUUCUGGCCCAAUUGGCAAAACUGGGUGAACAGCUGGCGCAAGCCGACCACCGAGGCUCCUGUUCCCGCUCCUGCCCAGCCCGAAGAGCCCCAGAUCCCGUCGCAGCCCGAGGUCCCCCAGCAGCCCGGACAGGCCGAGAAGCCAAGCAACAACAGCCCUGAGACUGCCGAGAGCGUGGAACAGCCCGCCCAGAAUCCUCCUGCCUCCAACGAGAACGCCUCUGUAGAGGAGAAGUCCAAGCCCAAGUCCGGCGAGGAGCAGGAUAAGAAGAAGCCCGCUUCCGAGGAGAAGGACAGCAAGGAGAAGAAGGACAAGGAUAGCAAGGACAAGUACAGCAAGGAAAAGGAGAAGAAAGACUCCAAAGAAGAAAAGGAGAACGAGUCGCAGGGCCCCAAGGAGAACGAGAAGGACGAUAGCGAGGACAACGAGCUGAGCUCCAAGGAGAAGAAGCAGUACGUCAAGGAUGUGCUGAAGAAGCUGAAGAAGGGCGAGGAGUGCGACGAGGACGACGCCAUCCCUGAUGUCCGUGACUGCCGGAAGUACUACCGCUGCGAACUGAAGAAGUCCGGCAAGCACAAGUUCGUCCACCUCCGCUGCGACAAGAAGGAGCGCUUCGACUGGCUCGCCCAGUCCUGUGUUCCCAAGGACGAAGCCCGCUGCCUGGAGAAGUAGAAGACCAUUCUACUCUCAACUCUCGACCAUUGACCAUCGACCAUCGCCCUCGACCCCUGCCUUCGAAACAUUCCCACUGUAGUAUUCCAGCUUCAUCUAAUACGAUUCUUACUACGAUUUUUUCUUUGCAAUGAUAUUCGGUUUUUUAAUCCUAUGAUCCUAAAUAAUUUAUUAUAAUAUCUUACACUUAUUGGUAAUAUGUAAUUUUUUCGUUUUUAUUAAUAAAAUUUCAUAUAUGUAUGAUGCAA